GGCUUUGGAGUUAAGCCCCUUUUCCCUCCUGCGCCGUUUAAUCCUUAUCCCGCUUCCGUCGCCGUCGCCAUCUCCGGUCACGCUUUUCAUCGUUCUCUAUCAUUUCCGAUUCUGGAAAAAUGAAUUUCUUUAACUCAGCAGCAUCCUUAUGCAGAAGAGUUAGUCUGAGGGAGCUGAUCACUGAGGUUCCUGCUUAUAGUGGCAGUAGCAUUUCCGAUGGUUCUUCAAGUGGGUUGAGUUUGGUCUUGAAGCGUUGGGCUACAAAGAAAACCGCUGGUUCUACAAAGAAUGGUCGUGACUCUAAUCCCAAGUUUCUCGGUGUUAAGAAAUUCGGAGGAGAGAAUGUAAUACCGGGAAACAUCAUAGUUCGUCAACGCGGAACUCGGUUUCAUCCUGGAGACUAUGUUGGGAUCGGGAGGGACCAUACUCUGUUUGCAUUGAAGGAAGGCCGAGUCAGGUUUGAGAAAAACAAGAUAACUGGUCGCAAAUGGAUUCAUGUUGAUCCAAAAGGUGGUCAUGUCCUUCACCCUAUCUACACCAAAGCUGCAGCUGCAAAAUCGACUAAGUUGGAGACAGCUUCAUCGUCGUGAAAACUCAUCGAUUCAAACCAAAGGUGUCUUCAUAUGAUCUCUUGACUAAAGAAGAUGAUGGUAUCAGAACAGCAACACUCAGUUUAAUACACUCUGCUGUUUUUUUUGUUCUUUGUUUGGAUUUUGUUGUUGGGCCUCUUUAAGCCAUGCAUAAGUUCAUAAGAGUCCAAAUCAUUUUUUGCGAAAUGGAUGUUUAAUUAACCCUGAAGCUUUUUUCUUUUCA
Capsella rubella is the source of this 813-nucleotide messenger RNA. RefSeq names its product 50S ribosomal protein L27. Gene Ontology annotation, biological process: translation. The transcript has 4 exons. The record is from RefSeq and is a predicted model, not a curated record. Gene Ontology annotation, cellular component: ribosome. Bases 120 to 590 code for a protein of 156 amino acids. NCBI's taxonomy places the organism in Eukaryota, Viridiplantae, Streptophyta, Magnoliopsida, Brassicales, Brassicaceae. Gene Ontology annotation, molecular function: structural constituent of ribosome.